This is a messenger RNA of Colletotrichum destructivum, 1002 nucleotides long. RefSeq lists its product as uncharacterized. Lineage: Eukaryota; Fungi; Ascomycota; Sordariomycetes; Glomerellales; Glomerellaceae. The transcript has 2 exons. The record is from RefSeq and is a predicted model, not a curated record. The coding region runs from base 1 to 1002 and encodes 333 amino acids.
AUGGUCUUGGGUAUGGACUCCUGGUUCGCCCUGUCGUUCCAAGGUGCCCCCAAACGCCUUGGUAUCUCAAACAAUGCCAGGGUGAUGCUUCAAGCCCUUGAGGACUACAAGUGUACCAGCAUGAGUGAGGCUGACAUCGGCCGCAUGCUUCGUCUGAGCCCCAACAGACGCCAGUCCAUGAUCGACACCAUCCGGGACUGUACCACUAUGAUGGCAAAAUACAAAGAGGUGAGAAGCUGUGCUCUGGUAAUCCAGAUGUGCACUGAGGUCUUGGAGCUCGCCAAUCGCCCUCCUCCCAACGACCGCUUCCCUUUCAUGAAGCUACCCAUCGAGAUCCGGGCUCGUGUGUUAGGCAUGAUCAUUGACGCUGAGCCCAAGAGCUGCCGCAUGCCCCCGAUCAAGCGUUCCCAACAGUUGUUCCAAUGCAACUGCGCCAACCCUGAGAGGAGCCAUAUUGGAUUCCUAACGGGAAAUCAGUGGGCAACCUACAAGAUACUCGGCCAGGUGCUGCGUGACGAGUUCUACCCCAUCUACUACGAUCGCCAGGCACAGUACUUCACCUGCUGUUGUGACCUCCUCAGCCAACUCAAAACCAACAAGUGUCUCCGCGACCAUCUGCGCAAGGCCGAGAUCCACUGGUGUGGUCCCAGAUCCGACAAGGCGUUCGAGGAGUUGGCCGAGUGCCCCAACCUCAAGGAGCUGACCAUCAAAAUUUCCAAGGGCACCACGGCCAUCCUCAACAAGCGCGAGGAGGCCUUCCAGGCCAGCUUUCCCCUCAACUACAAAAACAAGAGAGUCACUGACAGCCUCGGCGCCGACGAGCUCUUUGCCAUCCGGGGCAUCAGGGCGGUGGAUGUCCAGCAUGUCCACUCGGCCCAGAAGGUCCAGCUGAGCGACUUUGACCGCCAGGGUCUGCACUCGGCGCUGGAGGCGACUGUUUUGCUGCCCAAGCCGGUGAUCCCAGUCUACAGAGGCUACCAACCGCUCAUUCACCAUGGUUGA